Penicillium subrubescens is the source of this 552-nucleotide messenger RNA. RefSeq lists its product as uncharacterized. The record is from RefSeq and is a predicted model, not a curated record. The transcript has a single exon. The coding region runs from base 1 to 552 and encodes 183 amino acids. Lineage: Eukaryota; Fungi; Ascomycota; Eurotiomycetes; Eurotiales; Aspergillaceae.
AUGCGCUUCUACGCUGGGCCCCCAGUCAACACUUCCACUACAGUUCUAAAACGCAGGCCAGACUUGCCGUCUGCCGAUGCAAAUACUCCACCUAAGCGGAAGUCUCGGAAAUCCCAAGUUCAAGGCAAGGCUCUUGGCGAAGCCGUGUGCCUCUUCCCUCUUGGUAAAGAACCGAGGCCUGUAUCCGAUGACACGCCCGUUUGUUACUUUCUAUACGAAUAUUGCGUAGCGCCUCGGCCGGGCAUUUUCUCCGGCCACCUGGACUUUCUUGAAAGAUUUCUCAAAUCGGCUUCCCUCACAUCAUGCCUCUGGCCUGCAACGCUUGCCUCGGCUUACCUGUCGCUGUCACGCCAGUACAAGUCGCAACAGUUGAAUGUUAUCGCCCGCAAAUACUAUGGCGAAGCCCUUUGUUCCGUCAAUAACAUUCUUUCCCAAAAUACGAGCCUAUGGCAAAAUGAUACAUUAGCGGCCAUUAUGCUGCUGCAUAUGUUUGUGGUAACUAUCAUCGGCAUUCUCGACAUUUACCUCCUGAGGCUUACGCUAGUCCUCUGA